Bathycoccus prasinos is the source of this 2220-nucleotide messenger RNA. RefSeq lists its product with no specific name. The record is from RefSeq and is a predicted model, not a curated record. The coding region runs from base 1 to 2220 and encodes 739 amino acids. Gene Ontology annotation, molecular function: mRNA binding. The transcript has a single exon. Lineage: Eukaryota; Viridiplantae; Chlorophyta; Mamiellophyceae; Mamiellales; Bathycoccaceae.
AUGCAUUCGCGCUCGGUCCCCGCGACCGGGUCGGUCGCGUCGUCGUUCCUCCCGGGGAUGAUUUCGAAGAGGACGACGGUUUUGAAGACGACGACGCGUUUACGAACGAAAACGACUGUUUCGAGCAAGCCUCGUGCUGCUGGAAAGUUUCCCCGGCGAGGGUUUUGCGGCGGCGUCCGCGUGGUUUCUUCGUCGUCGUCGUCGUCGUCCGGAAGAGGAGGAGGAGGAACAGAAGGAGGAAGCGGAGACGAAGAGGAGGAAGAAGAGAAGGACGAUGAUUCAACCGAGAAGGAGGAGAAAGAAGCGCGAAAUGAGGCGGAGACUCCUCCUCCUCUGCCGGAAUCUCUUUCUCGCGGAGCCGCCGCCGCUUCGCGUCGAGCGCCGAUACUGCCGGGAGGACCCCGUCGUCGUCGUCGUCCCGAUGAAAGGCUGAAAACGAAAGAAGAAGAGGAAGAGGAGAACAAGAAGUUUGAAAAGCUUCAGAACAGCUUGUUUUUAUCCUUGUUAGUGACGGAAGGCGCGAUAAAAGGGUCGGCGAUGACGGCGUUGGGGUUAUUAUUGAACGUGAAAGUGAUUGAUUCGUUUCGUUUUUUGAGCGAGAGCGCGAGCGGAGGCGACGGGGAUGUCGUGCUUCUCGGGACCGGCGUUUCGUCGGCGGUUGGCGUCGGGAUCGCGUGCGCGAUGCCGUUGGUUUUGAUCGACUUUGCGAUUAUGAAUCUGUUUUUUCCCAGCGAAACAAGCACUUCUUCUUCUUCUUCCGAUGCGUCCGAUGCGCCUUCGCUGAGGACCGCGGUGUCCAAUUACGCGAAAGAAGCGUCGUUGAACAACCCGUGCUUGAACAUGCCUUUUUAUAAAGACGCCAUCGUCGCCUCUGUUGCACGCGUCGCGGACUCGUUCGCGUGCGUUUUCACGCUUGGAUUUUUAUUCACGUGGAUAACGGAAAGAGGCGUUGAGUACGGUUUUGAGGUGUACGAGAUUGAAAAUACAACUAAAUGGCUCGCGCUCGCGGCGACGGUGUUGGGUAAGGAGGCGAUGAUUUUUUAUGAAAGUUAUCGAAGAAAGGGUUUUGGCGCCGGUGGCGGUGCCGACGGUGAAAAAGCAGGAGGUAAAAAAGAGAAGAGAGCGCCCGGGAUGAGAGCGUACGUGGUGACGCGAGAUAAAAUCACCGGGAAGGAAAAAAUGGAAGAGAUCACCACGGAGAACAUCGAGGCGAAGAAGAAGAGAGGCGAAAAAUUGGAGCCGCAAGAGUUGGCGAUUGAAUCCGCGAUGUACAACAUGAACGUUCGUUCGACUAUCGACAAUUGGCGCGAAAGAAUUUCAAAUGGUUUGCUUGGUUUCUCGUUUGUCGUUUCCGGCGGGAACGGAGCGGCUCCUUUGGUUGGAGGUUUACUCGGCGAUUUACUCUUUUGCGUGUAUCAAAGAAACAACGUGAAAAAAUAUCUCGAGAAGUACGGUGUGGAUGAUGAAAGUAAUAGCAGCAAUAGCAGCAGCAGCAGUAGGAGUAGGAGUAGCAGCAGCAGCAGUAGCAGUAGCGGGAACAAAAUGAGAACAUCUAUUGCUGUGGCCAAAGCGCGACAGCGCGAGAUGCAAUCCGUUUUGGUGAAGAAGAUGAAAGAGAAGGAAGGAGAAACGAAUAAUACAACGGCGAGUGAAAGCGUCGGUACGAGUAGCAGUACCAACAGUACCAGCAGUCAGAAAAUCAACGACAUGAUACAAGCGGUACAAAAAGAAGCGUCGCUCGUCGCUCGUCUCGUAGUCGAAGCCGACGAGAAAGAAUCUCUUCUCUCCUCGUCGUCAACACCGGCUCGCGCCACCAGACUCAACGCCGAACGCAAAGCCUUCAAAACUCUCGAGAACAAACUGCCAAAGCUCAUGACGGGUCUUUUCGACGGAGAAACGCCCGAACUUUCCGAAUACGAAGUCGCGUUCAAAGAAGCUUCGAACUUUUUGCGAACGGAGAAAGCUUCGCUCGAAUCCAAGAUUCAAUCCUUCGACGAAAGCAUCGAGAAAUACCGAGCGAUGUUUGCUUUCAUAUUUUCGAACGACGACGUAAACGACGAGGACGAGGACGACGUCCGAGAAAAAGAAAACGAAGUUAGACGAGAAACAAAUUUAGAAGUAGGAAAGAAAACGAAAGACGAGGGCGGCGGCACUGCCGUUGAGGCGAAAGAAGAAGACGACGGGGCGUCCUUCGCGGAAAAGUUUGCCAAUUUCUUUUGA